Neocloeon triangulifer is the source of this 2102-nucleotide messenger RNA. It is a transcript of the gene Sox21b, whose product is annotated as transcription factor Sox-21-B. Gene Ontology annotation, biological process: regulation of DNA-templated transcription; cell differentiation; anatomical structure morphogenesis. Lineage: Eukaryota; Metazoa; Arthropoda; Insecta; Ephemeroptera; Baetidae. The record is from RefSeq and is a predicted model, not a curated record. The coding region runs from base 149 to 1528 and encodes 459 amino acids. The transcript has 5 exons. Gene Ontology annotation, molecular function: DNA-binding transcription factor activity, RNA polymerase II-specific; RNA polymerase II cis-regulatory region sequence-specific DNA binding.
CAGUUUCGCGGGACCGUGCCGAGAUUCGAGACGUGUGUGUGGCUCGCAGCCUCCCUCAUCUGUGUACCAAAGUGAAUUAUUAUUCAGGGUGUUUCUUGGACGCGGAGCCACGUGCAUGCUGCUGACUUAGCCACAAACGGCACCCCACAUGGAGAUCGACUACCAGGCCGCCAGCCACUUGAUGAGUUUCAGGCAGGCGGGUGGCAUGAUGGAGGGCGCGUCGAAUCCGCUGCUGUCGCCAGCGGGCCAGCGGCUGCACCACCACCACCAGCAACAGCACCAGGCCGCGCAGAGCAUGCACCACAGUGCCAUGGCCGCUGGUGACCUCAACACGGCGGCCAUGCUGCUGGCCGGGGGCGGCUCGCCCCUGCAGCACCACCAGCAGCAGCACCACAUGGUGGGCGCCCAGGCCGCGGCCGCCGCGCUCAAGAAGCCGCAGGACGACCACAUCAAGCGGCCGAUGAACGCCUUCAUGGUCUGGUCGCGCAUGCAGCGCCGCAAGAUCGCCCAGGACAACCCCAAAAUGCACAACUCUGAGAUCAGCAAGCGAUUAGGUGCCGAGUGGAAGUUGCUGACCGAAGACGAGAAGCGUCCUUUCAUCGACGAAGCCAAACGUUUGCGCGCCUUGCACAUGAAGGAGCACCCAGACUACAAGUACCGUCCGAGACGCAAGCCGAAGACCCUGCGUAAGGAAGGCUACCCGUACUCGAUUCCUUACCCGUCGGUCCCGAGCAUGGAGGCUUUGCGCGCCGGCAUGGGAAGUCAGGUGCCAACUCAGUACUAUCCUGCGUACAGCUCACUGAGCAUGGCAGCCAUGGCUGCCGCACAGCAGUCGGCCAUCCAAGGACAGGUUAUGCCAUCAAUGGAUGCAGCAAUGAAGUACUCCCUGGACGCGGACAAGUACCGCAACUCGUACCCCAGCCUGUCCUCAAUGUCUGCAAUGUACAACGCGGCCGUGUCCGCCAGCAACCCUCAGACAACGAGUCCCGGCGGCUCCGGGGGUAGCGAUUCGCCCUCGAUCAGCACCUCGGCCAGCAGCGGUGCGGCCAAGAGCCCUAUCGAGGGCAGUUCGGCGUUCCAGCAGAAGAUGCCCAACUACCUGGACCCGCUGGCCCGCAACUACCUGGACCCCAAGGCCUACUUCGACUCGUCCAAACUGUACAGUCUGCAGGACCGCUUCCCCGGCUCGGAGCGGCCGCGCUUCGACUCGAUGCCCAAGUACUCGCCCUCGGCCGAGGGCAGCACCGGCAGCCGCUCCCCCAACACCCCCGAGGCCAAGCCGGACGACAGCUCUCCGCCCCCGGGAGGCAUCCUGCCCUACUACCCCCACCCCCAGGGCCUGCUGCCCAUGAGCCAGUACGCGGCCGUCGUCGCAGGCCACCACUACAAACUGGCCGCCGCGGCCGCCGGCUCCGGAGGGGGAGGCUCCAUUCCCAGCUCGGCGCCCUCAGCCACUCCCCCGAGCGGCUCUCCAGCCACCACUGCCGCCGGGACGGACCUUAGGCGACCUUUGACCGUGAUAUUCUAGAGGAGGACCACAUUUGCACCUUUUCUCUUUCUCUCGGGGAAAAGUGAUCUGAUUUAGUUUCGCAAAUUGCUCAUUUAAGUAGAUGACCCCUAUCGCGAAAAUCGAAUGGUGAUGUUUAGUGGUUAAGCGCGGUGGAGACAAUUAUAUUAUAUCGAAGCAAAUCUCUCAAGACAAGGAAGGAAGACUUUUUUCUGAAUGUAAUACAAAUUAUAAUGACAAAAUGAUCUCACGAAAAUGGUUUAAAUUAUUAAUACUCGCUGUUAGAGUAGACGUAAUUAAUUUUUCUGAGACAGUUUUUUGUUUGAUUCCGUCUUUAUGCAGAUGGUCCGUACUUAAGUAAAUGAUAAUUAUGUGUUAUGGACAAUGUUCUCACCUGAAAUCUUAGAAAAUCUGUGUAAGAAAAAUAGAUGGAAGAUCAGUUAUCGGAUAAUUAUUGUGAGUAUAGGUGUAUUUAAGGAACGCUAUAUAAUAAAUUGUUGUAAAUUAAUUUACCAUUGAAGAAAAAUAAAAACUGUUAGAAAAACGCUAUGCCACUUUGGACGAUGUGUGACAAAAGAACUGUGCAUAUUAUAUC